AUGGAUCGUAGUCUCGACGAGAUCAUCGCCGAGCGCCCUCAAAAACAGCAACCUCAGGAUCGUGGCCGUCGUCCUCCUCAAGGCCGUCCUUCCCAAGGCCGUCGCCGUGAUGGCGUAAGAAAGUCUUACAGAGAAGAUCGCCCCGACUUGGAUCUCGAUUGGGUUCAUGACAAAUACGAAGACGACAGAGAUGCCCGCCCGUCCCGUGCCUCUCGACGCCCGCGCGGUGACCGUUACUCUCCCGAGCACGAACACGCGUCUACCGGAGCCAAGCUUCGUGUCGAGAAUAUCCACUACGAUAUCAACGAGACUGACCUGGAGGAUCUUUUCACCCGCAUCGGACCUAUCAGCAAUGUUUCCCUCGUCUACGACCGGGCCGGCCGCUCCGAGGGCGUUGCCUUUGUAACCUACAACCGUGUCAGCGACGCGCGCACAGCCAUUAGCGAAUUUGACGGUGCCAACGCUAAGGGUCAGCCCAUCCGGUUGACACUCAUUGGUAGUGGUGGCAGCAGCGGAAGACGAGACCGCAACCCUUUUGACAACGUAGAACGUCCCAAGGGUAGCCUGUUCGACCGUGUGGAGCGCCCCCGCGAUCGUAACGCUCGCAGUCUGAGCCCUGGCAGCAGAAGCGGUAGCCCCGACGGCAACUCCCGGCGUCGUCGCGGUCGUCGUGGCGCCGGUGGUGGCGGUGGUGGUGGUUACCGCCGCAGCGACGUCACCAAGCCGCCUCCCGAGCACAUCGACAGAUACGUUCCUGGCCAAAGAUCUCCCGCCCGCAGACCUGCCAAUGGUGGCAGUGGUGGUGGUGGUAGACGUCAGCAGGGCGAGCGCGAUACUCGCGGUGGGGAGGGCCGUCGCACGGUCAACGGUCGACCCCGCAAGACCCAGGAGGAACUUGACGCCGAGAUGGACGACUACUGGGGUGGUUCGGCGAACGCCGGUGCUGGCGCGGCCGAGAACCAGACGGUUCCGGAUGAGCCGCAGCAGAUUGCUCCUGCGUCUGCGGCAGCAGCUGGAGACGAUGACAUUGACAUGAUCGAGUAA
Aspergillus brunneoviolaceus CBS 621.78 is the source of this 1044-nucleotide messenger RNA. Its product is annotated as putative RNA binding protein. Lineage: Eukaryota; Fungi; Ascomycota; Eurotiomycetes; Eurotiales; Aspergillaceae. Gene Ontology annotation, cellular component: nucleus. The transcript has 7 exons. Gene Ontology annotation, biological process: mRNA export from nucleus. Gene Ontology annotation, molecular function: mRNA binding. Bases 1 to 1044 code for a protein of 347 amino acids. The record is from RefSeq and is a predicted model, not a curated record.